AUGGUUGAUUCAUUUUUGCUUACUGUGCUUCCUGAAAUAAUCCGGUUGAUCGUAUUAGCUGUUUUCGUGUUAUGGAAAUUUUACAGGUUUGUAAGAUCGAAUUACAGGUACAUGGCUAUGAUCAACAAGAAGAGCUCAAAAUUUAUUUACAGAAAAAAUCCGAAUUCGGAGAUCCCAGAAUGUGCUAUCUGCUUGUCUGAUUUCGUGGAAAGUGACAAGGGGAGAAAGCUGGAAUGUGAACAUAUGUUCCAUAGACAUUGUGUGGAGAAAUGGCUUCAAGAAUACAAGGGUACGUGCCCGCUCUGUAGGAGUUCGAUCGUGUCUGAGGAGAUUUUGGCAGAAUAUCGUCGAGUAAAAAAUGAGCAAAACGAUAAUAUCUUUGAGAAGGAGCUGGCUCUUUUACUGUUAUCGGUUAUGCAAGGAGGGAGCUGCAAUGGGUUUUGA
This is a messenger RNA of Fraxinus pennsylvanica, 444 nucleotides long. The record is from the annotation of a GenBank genome assembly. NCBI's taxonomy places the organism in Eukaryota, Viridiplantae, Streptophyta, Magnoliopsida, Lamiales, Oleaceae.